Messenger RNA from Triticum dicoccoides, 1021 nucleotides. RefSeq lists its product as uncharacterized. Lineage: Eukaryota; Viridiplantae; Streptophyta; Magnoliopsida; Poales; Poaceae. Bases 486 to 791 code for a protein of 101 amino acids. The record is from RefSeq and is a predicted model, not a curated record. The transcript has a single exon.
UUUGUACUUACGUAUUCUGUGGACACCAUCUGGGCAUGUAAUCGCCGAGAAGGCAUACGCGGCGGCUCAGUGUGAAGUUACAGCGAUGGCCCGAGUCGCACGGAGGACAUGUGUCGAUCUGCCGUUGGCCAAUUCGUCGCGACACCUCAACUGAUUCAAUUCGCCACGGACAAUGUCAGCAGGCCGCACUGUCAUGAGCUGUGUCAUGGCAGUACGUGGCCACUGUAGAACUGAGUCCAUUCCGCUCCACGAUAAAACAUCCUUCGAUCGCCAUCGCCGGCCAUUAUUAGUUUCACCCCAACUCCAGGCCAGUGCUCUUCGCUCUGGAAUCCUAGUUAAUGGCCGGCCGGUCAGGUCCGUGGUAACCAACCACCAGCUAGCUAGCAGCGCCACCUCGAGAGCGUCGCCAUGGCAGGGGCGGAGGGAUCGACCGUGUAGCGGGCAGCGCGCGGCGGUGGGAGGAAUUAUCUGCAGAUCGAUCGGCGAUGGUGGUGCACGUGGUGCUCCUGGCCGUGCCGGCGGUCGGCGGGUUCAUGCAGGCGUUCAAGUUCUCGGUCCUGCUCUGGCCGUUCAACAUCAUGCUGCCGCUGCUCCGCAACCUGCCGCGCGUCUGCCUCACGCUCAGGGCCGCCGCGGUGCACUACGACGCCGAGCUGCGCGCGUACCUCACCGGCCGCCGGACGGUGCCGCUGCCGGAGCCGGGGUACUCGACCCUCCGCGGCGCGCAGAGGCGCACGCGUGAGCAGCUCGCCGCGCACGCCAUGAUCGCCCUCGUCGACAUCUCCUACUGAUGUCGCGUAGCUACGAGAUUGGUUUGAUAGGUUGGUUCAUACGUAAUUUGUUUGUUUUUUUGGCCGUGCUCUUCUUGGUUUGUAUAGCCCAGUUAUAAGAAUUUCCUUUGGACUAUGCACAUAGCCAGAUAGGUCUUCCAUUUCUCUUUGCCUGCAUUUGUCGGCUGCGUUCAUGAAUUUAUUGUGAUCUGUAUUCAUUUAUGAAAUGCAAAGGAGCUUAAAUUUUGACA